This is a messenger RNA of Eimeria acervulina, 2241 nucleotides long. RefSeq names its product Eukaryotic translation initiation factor 3 subunit 9, putative. Gene Ontology annotation, cellular component: eukaryotic translation initiation factor 3 complex. The transcript is spliced from 16 exons. Gene Ontology annotation, biological process: translational initiation. Bases 1 to 2241 code for a protein of 746 amino acids. NCBI's taxonomy places the organism in Eukaryota, Apicomplexa, Conoidasida, Eucoccidiorida, Eimeriidae. Gene Ontology annotation, molecular function: translation initiation factor activity; RNA binding; translation initiation factor binding. The record is from RefSeq and is a predicted model, not a curated record.
AUGGUGAAGGUGACAAAGGAGGAUCUCCAGAAGUUGGAGAUCAAGGAAGAAGAACAAGACGAGCUACUAGAGUAUCUUUCUGAAGACAGCGAUGAAGAUGAAGAGGCCCUGACAAAAAAACUGCAGUCAUUUGAACCUCUGCUGCAGAUGGACGACCGCUUCCCAGACACCGUCAUAAUGGUUGGGGUCCCUCUCGUGGGUGCGGAUCGUCUGGAGAAGCUGACGGCGGUGCUGCGUAAAAAGAUAUCGGAUGAAUUGUGCAGAAAAGGAGGAGAGGAUUUGGAGUCUGCAUUUGAUAUUGAAUUACCGAUGAAUGAAGAUGGUUCUUUAACAAGAGGAUGUUGUUUCUUAACCUUCCCGAGUGUAUACGCAGCUACGCAUGCAGCAAGGGCUUUAAAUGGUUAUAAAAUCGAUAAAAGACACACAUUCAGGGCUGCUAUGCUUGAUGAGUUCAAUGAGAUCGUGGCGAGAGAUAAAGACUAUAAACCCGCUAUCACCCUCCGAGGGUUUACACGUGAAGACGUGCGUUGGUGGUUGAGCGACCCUCGUUUUCGCGAACAGUUUGUUUUGCGACAUGGUCUGGAGACAGAGGUUUACUGGCUAGAUCCGAUGGAGGGCAACCCCUGCACUUUAUGUUAUGACGGACAGAAAGAAAAACAAGACGGGAAAACUAUCUGGACAGAGUUGAGGGUCCAGUGGUCACCCCACGGCUCUUACCUCGCUACCUUCCACAGACAAGGCAUUGCUCUUUGGGCGGGACGCAACUUCGAGAAGAAAGCCAGACUUGAACACAAAGAAGUGAAACAGAUAAUGUUUUCUCCGAAAGAAACGUACAUGCUGUCUUGGGACGGGACGCCCGCAUCGAUGCGAAAUGAAAAGGCGGUGAAGACAUGGAACGUGAUGACAGGUGAAAUGCUGCGCCAGUUCCCCACACCCGCAGCUACGCCUCGGGGCACGGAGUUUCCUCACUUUUUGUUUUCGCACGAUGAAAAAUAUCUGGCGAAGAUUGGAGACAAAGAAUUAUGCGUCUAUGCAAUGGACCCCAAAGACAACUUCCCCGAUCAAGUCGCCGAUGAGGACGUGACACCGGUGAAGCUGUUGCGCGAUGAAAAGGGCCACUUCUCUGCAUUGAAAUAUCCCGUAGAGAAAUUCGAGUGGUCUCCUGGAGACAAUAUUGUCUCUCUUUGGAUUAGGGGUUCAGAUGACACCCCAGGUCGUUUGAUCUUAGUAGAUAUCCCGAGCCGUCGCGAGUUAGCGAGUAAGAAUGUUUAUAAUGUACGAGGAGCCGCUAUGCACUGGCAAGGCAAUGGCGACUUUCUUUGUUUAAAGACGAUGGUCUUUAAAAAGACAGGAAAGAAAGGCCGAAAAGAGUUCAGCCAGCUCGAGAUAUUUAGGAUGCGAGAGAAAGAUAUCCCUGUCGACAAUAUACAACUCACAGACCUCGCUGUUCAACUUCAUUGGGAAGACGGACCCAGCAAGCGCUUCGUGCUGGUCGUCCAGGAGGAAGGAACAAACAACCAGAGCCUCCGAUUCUUCCGCGUCAACGACGCCGCAGAAGGCAACGUGGAGACGAACAAACGAGACACGGUGAUGACGCAUUCGUUCGACAUCCCAAAUUAUAUGAACUUUUUAAAGUGGUCGCCGUUCGGGUCCUACUUCGUCUUGGCCUCCCUCGGCACCUACGGCACUGUCAUGUUCUGCCACCUCAACGACCAAGAUAAAGUCGAAGUGCUGCAUCAAGACGAGCACUACAUGUGCAACGAGGUUCGCUGGUCUCACUGCGGGCGAUACCUCGCAACUUGCGUUGUUAUUCCCCCUGUAGCCAGCACUCAGGCCUAUAGGCUUGAAGGCAGCACCGGCUUCAAUAUCUGGACCUUCCAGGGCAAGCUGCUCGAGAAGAAUAAGAAAGAGUUCUUUUAUCAAUUCUUGUGGAGGCCUCACCCCCCUACUUUGCUCUCAGAAAAACAGCUGGACGACAUCAAGAAGAGGAUGAAGGAACACAGCAAGCGGUACGAGGCUGAGGACGAGCGGCUGCGCAGCGAGAAGCGCCGGGCCUUCUUGAAGCAGCGUGAAGAAGAGUGUGAGCGGUUCCAGCAGAUUCUCGAUGAGCUGGAGGCUUGGAAGGCUAAGCAUCCCAAGUACGAAGAGUGGUGCCGAGCCUACGAAGAAUUUGAUUCGUGGUUUGAGUGGGAGUUGAAGGAAGAGAUAAUAGAGGAGGAGAUAGACGCUUUGGUGUCUUGA